Molecule: messenger RNA, 2819 nt
Organism: Arachis ipaensis
Lineage: Eukaryota; Viridiplantae; Streptophyta; Magnoliopsida; Fabales; Fabaceae
Product: GBF-interacting protein 1-like
Cellular component (GO): nucleus
Source: RefSeq, a predicted model, not a curated record
UUAUAAAAAUAAUCAUUGAUGCUGUGUCCCUUAUAAGACACAAACUAAAGACACUAUCCCCUUUUCUUCUUCUUUGUGCUUUGUGUGUGUUAACACAGCGAAAAACAAAAAAAAAGCAUUAGAGAAAAAGGAUGAGCGGCGGUGGCGGGUCUUCUAGGGUUCCGAUCCCCAACAAUGUACGGAAGACCAUCCAUGACAUCAGAGAGAUCACCGGAAAACAGCACACCGACGACGAAAUCUACGCCGUCCUCCGUGAAUGUUCCAUGGAUCCCAAUGAGACCGCUCAGAAGCUUCUCUAUUUAGAUACUUUUCAUGAGGUGAGAAGGAGACGUGACAGAAAGAAGGAGGGUUUUGGGAGUAGAACCUCUGAGGAUUCUCGGUCAAAGCAAGGUGGACAAGGGAGGGGGUUAAGGGGUGCUUCCGGGGGUUACACGUCCAAUUUUUCUGAUGGCGGUGGCGGUGGGAGGAACCUUGCAAUGCGUAGGGAAAAUGGAAUCAAUAACAGUGCAGAGAGAAAUCAUGCACCCUCAUCUCAGCCAGUUUUGCAGAAAACAAAAGCUAAUGCAGCAUCUCAAGUCACAAGAGUUCCUGCUAAUACAACCCAUGGUGCUAUCGCUACAAAUCAAACCAAUGGAAAGUCUGGCAAUGGUUCUGGUGGCCAAUCUCUUGCAGGGAGUGUUCCAACUGUCCCUAAAAGCAGUUCCACUGAUAACAACACCGGCAAUCAAGAAAAUGUUCAACCCCAAGUUGCUCCUGUUGCUGCAGCUACUUCCCCUAUUCAAACCUUUAACUCAGUUACCAGCACUGAGCAAGGAAAGUCACUGUCAAGUUCUGGUCAAAUUCUCACUUCUGCUGCUGCAUCCACUGGUCAUACCUCUUCUUUGGAUCCUGUACUUGCAUCAUCUUCCUCCCAUAAUCCUGGUGUCAGUAGUUCUAUUAGUAGGGAAGUUGGGAGUCCCUGGAUGUCUGCUGGAACAAAUCAUGUCAAAGGGAAUAAAGUUAUUCUUAAUGAAGCUAGUGAUUUACCACCCAAAAAUGAAAAUUCCGUGUCUGUGAAUUCUGCAAGCAAAAUGAAUGCCCCUUAUUCAAACAAUGUUGAAAACAAUCGGUUCUUUGAGCCAUCUCAAGUCUCAACUGCUUCUCUAAAUGGAAACUUGGGGUCAUCUUCUAGCUCCAGUAGCCAGCCAUCUCUGGCUAAUGUUUCCGAGGUUCCAACUUCUGAUGCUUGUGUGCAAUCUUCAGCCGAAUUGAGGCAACAUGUUACUUUUCCUAAUCAUUUCCAAGUACCCAAGGCUUUAAAAAGUGGUCUGACAUUUGGAAGCUUUGAUACCUUGGGUCCAAAUGAAACAUCUAGCAGUGGAGCUGAUGGUGACCAUAACCCUUCUCCUGCUCUUGAAUCUUCUCUUGGAAGCGACAAAGAUGCCAUCUCUAGGGACCAAACUGCAUCGUUGAGUCAACAAGGGGAUCAAGUUGAUUUUCAACAUUCUUCGCCCUAUAUGAUUGAAAAGACAUCUGCUCCACCAGAAGGCAAUGCUGUAACUAGCACUGACUUGAAGGUUGAUCAUCCAAAGCAGGAGGUAUUGUUGGCUCCAGAGGGCCAUCAAAUUCCCAACGUUCAAAGUGCUCAAAACUAUUACCAGUCCAUCAUUUUAGGGAAUCAGCAAGUUCAAUUUGAGGGAACUGAACCUCAAUCUCAAGAAACAUCUCGUUUUACUAACUAUGUUCCUGCAAGUUCCCAGACCGUCACUAGCCCUAGCCCAACUCCACCUCUGCAGAGCCCUAUUCCUGUACCUCCACAAUCAGUUUCCCUUUUCAGGCCACCUUACCCGGCCAACUUCUUUCCAUAUGGCCACUAUUACCCUCCAAUUUAUCUGUCUCCAAUACACCAAUUUUUAAGCCAUAAUGGCUUCCCUCAACAGCCAUCAGCUGGCAACAUGUAUCUACCCGCAGCUGCUGCUGCUGCAGCCGGGAUCAAAUUCCCUCUCCCUCAAUUCAAGGCUGGAGCGAACACAGGAAAUUCAGCCCAUAUUGGAAUUCCUUCUGGAUCUUAUAUCAACCCUCCUGUUGGAUAUGCACCUAGUCCAGCCGUUAAUGCAGGAAGCUCAGCUGGAAAUGAAGAUAUUUCUGUGUCUCAAUUGAAGGAAAACCAUAUCUAUACAACUGCACAACAGAGUGAAGGAUCUGCUGUCUGGAUACCUGCUCCAGGCCAAGAUGUAUCAAAUUUGCAAGUUAAUUCUCUGUACAACCUCACUCCUCAGGGACAACAUCUUACAUUCCCCGCGCCUCAGGCCAGCCAUGGGGCGUUUGCAGGCAUCUAUCCUCCGGGGCAGACGGUAGUUUCGCCUUCAACACUUUUGCAACAGUCUCAGGCUGUGGCUGGGCCUGUCGAAGCUGUAGGACCCCCUUCAGGCUCUUACCAUCAGCCUCAGCCUACACAGAUCAAUUGGAAUUCUAAUUUUUAGAGCUGAAAAAAAAAAUCUCUUGGUGACAAUGAUGUGUUCAAAUCCAAGAAAUAUGGUCCUGAUCUGAAAGUGUAAAUAAGAAAUGCGGCCAAAAAGAAUGAGGAAAAAAAAAGAAAAUUAGUACUCUUUUUUGGAUGGAGAUAUUUUGGUGCUAACGAUUUUGAAGGGUGCUAGUUGCAGGUUUUUGUUUUUUUUUUUUUAAUUUUUGCGCCCCAAGAAGUUUAUUUUACCCUUCACAUGUUCUUUUGCCCCCUUAUAUAGAACAUUUAGUUGUGGCUAUAAGAAAGAGAUUCCUAGUGGUGUUAUACUAAGCCAAGAGUUUCAAUAGAGUAGGGUGAGAUUUUACCAAUUUUUCCA